Molecule: messenger RNA, 2220 nt
Organism: Oryza sativa Japonica Group (Japanese rice)
Lineage: Eukaryota; Viridiplantae; Streptophyta; Magnoliopsida; Poales; Poaceae
Source: RefSeq, a predicted model, not a curated record
GCUUCGAACGUACGGCAAGCAAACGCCGACGCCGAAAUUCCGAAACCUCCUCGCCGCGGCGCCGCCCCGGGAGCCCUAGCGCGCGCCUUCCCUCCGCCGCCCGGAGCGGGCCGACCACCACCACCGCCACCUCGCAGGGUCCUCGCCCCCUCGAGUGGAUCGGCCUGAAUCCGGGGGCCUGGAUUUGAUCGCGCUAGGUGUGUAACUUGUGGACUUGGGCUGUAAAUAGCUCAGGGACCGACAAAGUUAUUAAAAAUGGUGGUUCUUGCUGCUUCUAUCAUCUCAAAGUCAGGAAAAGCACUUGUUUCUAGACAGUAUGUUGACAUGACUCGCAUAAGGAUUGAAGGAUUACUUGCAGCAUUCCCUAAACUUGUUGGAAAUGGAAAGCAGCACACUUACAUUGAGACUGAAAAUGUCCGUUACGUUUACCAACCUAUUGAAGGCUUAUAUCUUGUAGUUAUCACAAACAAACAAAGUAAUAUUCUUGAGGAUCUCGACACGUUGAGGCUACUCUCCAAGCUUGUGCCUGAAUACUGCCCCUCUCUCGAUGACGAUGGUGUUUGUAAAACAGCUUUUGAGCUUAUAUUUGCUUUUGACGAAGCCAUUUCUCUUGGAAAUAAGGAAAAAGUAACAGUUCAACAGGUCAAAGAAUAUUGUGAGAUGGAUAGUGUUGAAGAGAUGGAGUACAAGCAGAUGAUGCAAGAGAAAAUCAAGGAAACCAAAGAUUUUAUGAAGAAGAAAGUUAUUGAGAUUGAGAAAACCAGGAUGGAGAAAGGCAAACAUAACAAAGGAGGAUACUCAUCAAUAUCAGGUCCCCAGGUGAUUGAAAAAUCUUUCAAUGACAUGAGCAUUAGUUGUACUGGAUUUGGAAGUGGUUCUGGAUUAGGUGGAUUGAACACAGAUACAGACACAUUUACUAGCAGGCCCAAAGGUCGUACAUCUGGAGGUACUACAGGUGCUGGUAAAGGCAUUGGAAUGAAAUUAGGAAAUACAAAGAAGACGAACCAGUUCUUAGAAUCAUUGAAGGCUGAAGGUGAAGUCAUUAUGGAAGAUUUUCAACCAUGUUCUCUUCAGUCAAGGUCAUCGCCUCUACCACCGAGUGAUCCUGUCACAGUGGCUGUUGAAGAGAAACUCAAUGUUGCAGUGAAAAGAGAUGGUGGUGUUAAUAAUUUUGAUGUUCAAGGAACACUUGCUCUGCUGGUCCUUAAUGAUGCAGAUGGAUUAAUCCUGUUGCAGAUUGAAAGCCAAGAUAUUCCUGGACUUAGUUUCAAAACACACCCCAAUAUCAACAAGGACUUGUUUAACAGUCAGCAAAUUCUGGGGGCAAAAGAUCCUAUCAGGCCUUUCCCAAGUGGUCAAAAUGAAACUCCUCUAGUGAAAUGGAGAAUACAGGGGAUGAAUGAGUCAUCUUUACCUCUAUCAGUCAAUUGCUGGCCAUCAAUAUUAGGAAAUGAAACCUACGUCAACAUCGAGUAUGAAGCUUCUGAGAUGUUUGACCUGCACAGUGUCAUCAUAUCUAUACCUCUUCCUGCACUUCGGGAGGCUCCACGUGUUAGACAGAUAGACGGAGAGUGGAAGUAUGAUUCAAGAAACUCGGUUUUGGAAUGGUCUAUUAUCCUUAUUGAUCAAUCAAACCGCAGUGGAUCCAUGGAAUUUGUUGUUCCUCCAGCUGAUCCAUCAAUGUUUUACCCCAUAUCCGUUGGAUUUUCCGCAUCGAAUACUUUCAGUAAUGUGAAGGUUACUGGAAUCCGCCCUUUGAAUGAAGGUAGCAACCCUCCAAAGUAUUCGCAGAGGGUUCGUUUGGUUGCUGAUAAUUAUCAAGUGGUUUAACGCUCCAGUAAUUGUUAAUCAAUAUCUUGCUCUUGCCAUGUGCGGCUAAGCAGCCAUGGCAAGGAGAAUGGUUUUGGAUGUACAAAAUGUGUAGACGAGUUUUUCUCCUGUAGCAUGUUUGGCAAGUUGAUUUUUCAUCACCUCUUUUUUUUGGCAAUCAUUGCUGGAUAUACACUCAAGAAAGGCAUUCAGUUCUUUGAGCCAAUUAAAUUUCACAUUAGUGAUUUUAGGAGCAAAUAUAAUAUAACUUGGUUCAUGUCCCAAAAUCAUUCCACAACCACAACAUGUGCGUACAUCUUGAGCUAAGUUCCCAAGAACAUAUUGUAUCGGAUUAUUGGAUCUAUUGCGUUCACAGUUGGGUUGUUCAUUUGAUCCAAAUUUUCUCUUGUA